Messenger RNA from Malurus melanocephalus (red-backed fairy wren), 7561 nucleotides. It is a transcript of the gene ITGB4, whose product is annotated as integrin subunit beta 4. Gene Ontology annotation, molecular function: integrin binding. Gene Ontology annotation, cellular component: cell surface; focal adhesion; membrane. The record is from RefSeq and is a predicted model, not a curated record. NCBI's taxonomy places the organism in Eukaryota, Metazoa, Chordata, Aves, Passeriformes, Maluridae. Bases 526 to 6141 code for a protein of 1871 amino acids. Gene Ontology annotation, biological process: cell adhesion mediated by integrin; cell migration; cell-matrix adhesion. The transcript is spliced from 39 exons.
CCAGAGGGCUGUGCCUGCCCGGCCAGGUGUGCGAGGGAGGGAGGAAUGAAUGCCACCCCGCGUCACGGGCACCCCCUCCUCCCGCCCAGCCGGGAUAAAACUUCUCCUCACCUGCCAUCCAAUCUCAUUUAUCGCAGCUCCCACCUUUCCUCCCUGCCAGCCCCUCGGGAGGGCGAGGCGGCAGCGCCGGGACAGCGAGAACAAAGUGGAUAUUUGACCGGAGGGUGCAGGAAUCCGCAGGGAGUUAUGCGGGAUCGCGGGCUGGCUGCGCUCCCCGCCGGACCGGGAGUUGACGUUUAACCGGAAAGAGAAAAGGGACACAAAAUAGAGAGGAGGGAGGGGAAAAUUUUAAAAAAAAAAAAAAAAAAAAAAAAAAAAAAAGGAAAUCAAAGCUGGAAAUCAAGUUGCAGCAGCGAAGCAGCACGUUGCCCCUGUGCCUUGGGAAGAAUUUCUUGGCGUGCUGUGUGGGUGCCUGUUAUUCGGGCUGCGGCAGAGGAUUUGGACACUGAGUCAGACCCAGCGCUAAUGAGGAGGAAGAGGAUGGAUGUGCUGCCACGGGCGUGUGCCAGGCUGCUCCUCCUGUCCCUGCUCUGUGCCCCCGGCCUCUGCCAAUGGAGCAAAAGUAACCGCUGUGUUCAGUCCCGGGCAAAGAGCUGCACCGAGUGCAUCCGCGUGGACAAGGACUGUUCCUUCUGCACCGACGAGAGCUUUGAGGAGCCRCGCUGUGACCUGCGGGAGAACCUGCUGCGCUCCGGCUGCGGCGAGGCCAGCAUCGUGUACACCCGUGGAGAGAUGAGGACAGAGAAGAAUUCCAGCAUCAACACGUCCCUGCAGAGGACUCAGGUGUCUCCCCAGGCCAUGUCCAUGUGGCUGCGGGCUGGUGAGGAGAUGAGCUUCAACAUGGACGUCUUCCAGCCCAAGGAGAGCCCCGUGGAUCUCUACAUCCUCAUGGACUUCUCCUACUCCAUGUCUGAUGAUCUGGACAACCUCAAGAGCAUGGGGCAGAACCUGGCUGAGUUCCUGCAAGCCCUGACKUCCAACUACACCAUUGGCUUUGGCAAGUUCGUGGACAAAGUCUCAUCCCCCCAGACAGAUAUGAGACCUGAGAAGCUCCGUGAGCCCUGGCACGAYGCYGACUCACCGUUCUCCUUCAAGAACGUCAUCCGCCUGACCAGCAACAUCAACCACUUCAGCCAGGAGCUGCGCAAGGAGCGCAUCUCCGGCAACCUGGAUGCCCCCGAGGGCGGCUUCGAUGCCAUCCUGCAGACAGCUGUUUGCAAGGAUAAGAUUGGCUGGAGGAAGGACAGCACGCACCUGCUCGUGUUCUCCACCGAGUCUGCCUUUCACUACGAAGCCGACGGCGCCAAYGUCCUGGCGGGGAUCCUGGCGAGGAACGAUGAGCAGUGCCACCUGGACAGCCAYGGCACCUACGUGUACGACACCAGGCAGGACUAUCCCUCAGUGCCCACCCUCGUGCGCCUGCUGGGCCAGCACAACAUCAUCCCCAUCUUCGCUGUCACCAACCACUCCUACAGCUACUAUGAGAAGCUGCACAAGUAUUUCCCCAUCUCUGAGAUCGGGGUGCUCCAGGAGGACUCCUCCAACAUUGUGGAGCUGAUCCGCACUGCCUUCGAGCGCAUCCGCUCCAAGAUGGACAUCAGGACUGACUUCACCCCCAAGGCCCUGAAGACAGAGUUUACCUCCUCCAUGUUCCAAAAGACRGAUUCCGGCUCCUUCGACAUCACCCGCGGGAAAGUGGGCAAGUUCCAAAUGCACGUGAAGGCCCUGGAGUACGUGGGYGGGCAGCAUGUCUGCAGCCUCCCCGAGCGGGAGCGGCGCGGGGUGAUCCACGUCAAACCCACGUCCCUGAGCGACAGCCUCACCGUGUCAGCCGCUGUCGUCUGCGACGUGUGUCCCUGCGAGCAGCAACAAGAGCUGGACUCGCCCAAGUGUAGCUUCCACGGGGAUUUUGUCUGCGGACAGUGCAUCUGCCACCCGGGCUGGCGAGGGGACACGUGUGACUGCUCCCCAGCAUCGUCCCCCAACAACGAAGCGUGUGUGCGGCCAGGGGACACAGAGCCGUGCUCGGGCCGGGGCGAGUGCCUGUGCGGCCGCUGCCAGUGCUACUCCGAGGGACGGAGCCUGCGCUUCGACGGCGCCUUCUGCGAGUUCGAYGUCCUGCAGUGCCCGCGCACCUCCGGCUUUCUCUGCAAUGACCGUGGCCGCUGCUCCAGGGGCGCCUGUGUGUGCGAGAAUGGCUGGGAGGGCCCGGGCUGUGAAUGUCCCACCAGCAACGACACCUGCAUCGACAGCCGAGGGGGCAUCUGCAACAACCACGGGAGGUGUGAAUGUGGCAGAUGCAUCUGUGACAUGGCUUCGCUGUACACCAGCUCCACCUGUGAAAUCAGCUACUCCCUGGGCUUCCAGGCCGUGUGUGAGAGCAUCCGGGACUGCGUCCGCUGCCAGACCUGGGGAUCGGGCAGCCUGAAAGGGAACUGCAGCUCGUGCCAUCUCCAGAUCCAGAUGGUGGAGGAGCUGAAGAAAGAGGAGGCUGGUGAGUACUGCUCCUUCCAGGAUGAGGAUGAUGACUGCACCUACCACUACACCCUGGAGGGAGACCCCAGCGUCCUCCCCAACACCACYGUCCGUGUGCAGAAGAACAAAGGUGAGCAGGGAGCCGGGAGGAGCAGGGGAUGUCCAUCCUGGGGUCUGGAUCAGAGUGACCAGCUCCACAGUGCCUCCAGCCCCUGCUUUGUCCCUUGGCUGUGGACCUGGGCAGGGUCACAGCACCGCCCUGCCCACCAUGCUCCAGGCUCUGACUGCACCCCCGGCCCUGCAGGUCGCACCGUUGGCUUCAAGGAGGAUCACUACAUGCUGCGCCAGAGCCUCAUGUCCUCYGACCACCUGGACACGCCUCUGGUGCGCAGCGGCUCCCUCAAGGGCCGCGACACCGUGCGCUGGAGGAUCCACAACAACGUGCACAAGCAGAGCGUCCCUUCCCCCGCUGCCACCAACCCCAAGGAGCUCGUUCCCUACGGGCUGUCCCUGCGCCUGGCCCGGCUCUUCACGCAGAGCCUGRUGAAACCCGACACCCGCGAGUGCGAGCAGCUGCGCAAAGAAGUGGAGGAGAACCUGAACGAGGUCUUCAAGCACAUUCCUGGCUGCCACAAGGUCCAGCAGACCAAGUUCAGGUUACAGCCCAAUUCUGGGAAAAGGCAGGAUCACACCAUUGUGGACACCGUGCUCACCGCCCCUUACUCAGCCAAGGCAGACAUCAUCAAAGCAGUGGAAAAACACGUUUCCCAUGAGGCUUUCAAUGACCUGAAGGUGGCACCGGGUUAUUACACCGUGACCUCAGACCAAGAUGCUCAGGGAAUGGUGGAGUUCCAGGAGGCCGUGGAGCUGGUGGAUGUUCGUGUCCCGCUCUUCAUCAGGGAGGAGGAUGAUGAUGAGAAGCAGCUGCAGGUGGAGGCCCUCGAGGUCCCCAAUGGCAUUGCCAAGAUUGGGCGCAGGGUUGUCAACAUCACCAUCAUCAAAGAGCAAGCCAGCAGCCUCAUCACCUUCCUGCAGCCAGCCUACUCCCACAGCCGCUUCGACAAGCUGGCCAAGAUCCCUGUCCUCCGCGAGAUCAUCGACAACGGCAAAUCCCAAGUGACCUACAGGACCCGGGACCUCACUGCCAAGAAUGGCAGGGACUACAUCUUCACGGAGGGUGAGCUGGUCUUCCAGCCCGGGGAGACCCGCAAAGAGGUGCAGGUGCCCUUGCUGGAGCUGACAGAGAUCGACACGCUCCUGAACAGCUGCCAGCUCAAGCAGUUCGCCGUGGACCUCCUCCACCCCAAGUAUGGAGCCAAGAUCGGCCGCUACCCCCAGACCACGGUGACCAUCGCCGACCCAGAGCUGGUGGAUGGUGGCCCCUCGAUGGCUGGCCUGGGCCAGGUUCCCCAGAGCCCCAAAGGCCGCCUGAGUGCMCCGCUCAACCCCAAUGCGUGCGCCCUGAGCUCCAGGGAAAUCAACUUCAACUGGAUUCCUCCACCAGGAAAACCCCUGGGGUACAAGGUGAAAUACUGGAUCCAGGGAGACCCUGAGUCAGAAGCCCAUCUCAUGGAUGUCAAAACCCCAUCAGCAGAGCUGAGCAACCUCUACCCCUUCUGCGACUACGAGAUGCAAGUGUGUGCCUACAACGCCAUGGGAGAAGGGGUUUACUCGGACAUCGUCCGCUGCCGCACGCUGGAGGAGGUGCCCAGCGAGCCCGGGCGCUUGGCUUUCAACGUGGUGUCGUCCACCGUGACCCAGCUGAGCUGGGCUGAGCCUGCAGAAACCAACGGGGACAUCACAGCUUAUGAAGUCAGCUAUGGCCCUGUCAACGAGGACAAUGUACCCAUYGGGCCCAUGAAGAAGGUGCAGGUGGAGGACCCCAAGAAGCGCAUGGUGCUGAUCGAGAACCUGCGCGAGUCGCAGCCCUACCGCUACACGGUGAAGGCCAGGAACGGCGCGGGCUGGGGGCCCGAGAGAGAAGCCACCAUCAACCUCGCCACGCAGCCCAAGCGCCCCAUGUCCAUCCCCAUCAUCCCYGAUGUCCCCAUCAUCGAUGCUGAGGGAGGUGAGGACUACGACAGCUACCUGAUGUACAGCACAGACGUGCUCCGCUCUCCCGCCGGCAGCAAGCGGCCCAGUGUCUCUGAUGAUUCAGGCUCCAGGUGGAAAUUUGUGCCGCUGCUGGGAGAGGACCUGGACCUUCGCYGCAUCACCUGGAGGCUCCCACCCGAAACCAUUCCCCGCCUGUCUGGCAGCAGCCGCCUCUCCUCRGACACCGAGGGGCUCCUCCAUGAGGAGGACAGCGCUGUGGCUCCCGGCAGAGCCAGGAGGAGCGGGACACCCCAGCCCCAAGCAGAGCACUUGCUGAACGGCCGGGUGGACUUCUCCUUCCCUGGCAGCGGCAGCGGCACCCUGACCAGGACAGCCAACACCAGCUACCACCAGCUGAGCUCMCACACACACCAGGAGCACAGGGUGAUGGGGAGCUCCUCGCUGACCAGAGACUACUCCACCAUGCUGAUGGGGCACGAUUCCCCGGGGAYGCUCCUCCCUCCCAUCCAUGAAGAUGCUGGGAGGACCCUGCCCCGGCCCCGGGACAUGGGUUUGAGGAGCAGGGCCAAGGUGAAGGGUUACUACCCCAGCAUUGGCUGUCGGGACUCUAUAAUCCUGCCUGCAGGGAUGGGCAAGUUCAUAGACUCCAGGAAACCUCUGGGUAUCCCCGACACCCCCACCCGCCUGGUGUUCUCUGCCCUGGGCCCCACGUCCCUCAAGGUCAGCUGGCAGGAGCCGCGCUGYGAGAAGGACGUGCAGGGCUACAGUGUCCAGUACCAGCUCCUCAACGGAGGAGAGGUGCACAGGAUCACCAUCCCCAACCCCAGCCAGAACUCRGUGGUGGUGGAGGACCUGCUGCCCAACCACUCGUACAUCUUCAAGGUGAAGGCGCAGAGCGAGGAGGGCUGGGGGCCCGAGAGGGAGGGAGUCAUCACCAUCGAGUCCCAGGUGGACCCGCAGAGCCCGCUCAGUCCCGUGCCAGGUACCCCCUUCACUCUGAGCACCCCCUGUGCCCCUGGACCGCUGGUUUUCACUGCCCUCAGCUCGGAUUCUCUGCACCUCAGCUGGGAGAGACCCCGUGAGCCCAAUGGGCCCAUCCUGGGCUACAGGAUCACCUGUGAGAUGCUGCACGGAGGAGGGGAGCCCAGGACCAUCUACGUGGAAGGAGACAACCUGGAGACCACGCUGACCGUGCCCCACCUGAGCGAGAAUGUCCCGUACAAGUUCAAAGUGCAAGCCAACACCACGCAGGGCUUCGGGCCSGAGAGGGAGGGCCUCAUCACCAUUGAAUCUCAGGACAGAGGUGCUUUCUCCCAGUUUGGAGGACAGCAGUACAUGAGAGAAGAAGUUUACAAAUUCCCCACCGAAUACACCACCAAAACCAGCAUCAGCCAYUCCUCUCUGGAUCCCCACUUCACAGACGGGAUGCUGGUGAGCACCCAGCGCCUGGAGAGCUCCAGCAGCACCCUGACCCAGGAGUUCGUGAGCCGCACUGUGAUGGCCAGCGGGACCCUCACCCAGCACCUGGACAGGCAGUUCUACGAGGCCUGAGCCAGGCCAGGCUGAGCUCCAGCGGGACUUUUGGGGUYGGAUGGCAGGAUUUGAUGGAACAACCCAAGAGUGCUUCAUCCAGGCGGUGCCUGGGCAGCUCCUCCUGUGGGCACAGACCCUCCGUGGCACUCCAAGCUCUGCACUUCUCUGGGUGUGUAAGCUCAUCCUUCAGGGCUGAAACUGGGGUGUCUGCAUGGCUCCAGCCUCCCCAGGUAAAUGGAACAGAAUGAUUCAUUCUCAGGUUCUCAGUUUUGAGAGGAUCUCAGAUGUCAAAAUCCUGAUUUAUAGAGGGUCACCRUUCCCAUCUUUGCUCCAGGCUCUCUGGCAGCUUGCCUGUCCUCUGGAGAUGGUUGUUUUGUUCAGUUUGGGUUUUUUUUAUGAGAGCUGCAAGGCAGGGUUUUGGGGUAACCUGUGCUUUCUUGCUGCAUCUAUUUGUGUUUGUCCUUCACUGCUGGCAUUUGGUACCACGAUAGCCAAGAAUAACCUUCUGUUUGUGUUGCGUCACUUGAUGGCCUCUGRUGCUUUUUUAUUUUUGCAUACAACAUUGUACAGUUUUCAUAGUAUAUAUAUAAAUAUAUAUAUAAAUGUAUUUUAUUAUUUUAUAAAAAAAAAUAUCGAGGUGGAUGAGAUCUGUGCUGAAUGUGGAGGCUACACUGGGGUUGUGGCUGCUSAGGAACAUGAACAACUGGAAGAAAUGAGUUAAGGGCUUGAUCCAAAGGCCCCUUGAACCCUGGGGGAUGAUCUGGGGGGCUCUGCCUUGGGCCUUGUGUCCUCCAGCACCAGGGACUCCAGCAGAAAAUUGCAAGGGGCCAGAUCCACUCACUGCAGAGCAUCCCCGUGGACACAGAAGGGCUGGGAGCAAGGGGGGCCAAGGAUGGGGAUGGCCCCAGCAGGYGAGAUGGGAACUGUGCUGGGAUUCCUCACACAGAUGAUUGGAGAGWGGGAGAUGAUGUUGGGUAUCUUUUUAAAGAUUUUUUGCCCAGCAACAACGUCCAUAAAGGGACCUGUGAUCCAUCAGCAAAUGCAAAGGAAGARCAAGCCUGGGACAGCAGGUGCUCCCACCAUCCUGAGCACCCCUGAGACUCCUCCAGCCCCAGCUUCAGCACCCCUCCCAUGGGGCUGACUGAGCUGAGAGCCUGCUGGGCUUCAUUUCCCAGCACUGGGCAGAUCCCUGGCGUGUUCCUGCCCUCUACCAGGGAGAAUAAUCGGGCUCAGUGCUGCCAAGCAGUGCAAGGUUUCCCUGGCAUGUUCCAGCUGCAUGGGAGCAGGCGAGGAGCCUGCCAGGAGCCUGCCUGGARCAGCAGCUGCCCCUGGGUUGGAGCUUCCAACCWAAACAGCAGCUGCCUGGGCCCCCUGGCAGCAUCAGCAGCCUGCUUUGAUCUUACAAUGGACCUUGAUGCUUUUUAUUGGUUUUUUUUUU